Molecule: messenger RNA, 2753 nt
Organism: Lytechinus pictus (painted urchin)
Lineage: Eukaryota; Metazoa; Echinodermata; Echinoidea; Temnopleuroida; Toxopneustidae
Product: metalloproteinase inhibitor 1-like
Exons: 4
Coding region: 412-1449 (345 amino acids)
Biological process (GO): negative regulation of membrane protein ectodomain proteolysis; negative regulation of endopeptidase activity
Cellular component (GO): extracellular matrix
Molecular function (GO): metalloendopeptidase inhibitor activity; protease binding
Source: RefSeq, a predicted model, not a curated record
AACCCACACAUUACAAGUUCACUGAACUUACUUUCCUCCCUCUGCAGGAAGUAUGUAAAUGUCAUCUAGUCCAUGCAUAAUCCUAUGGGUAAAACGAUUUAUGGCAUAGACACAGACAGGGAGGAUGCAUUAUUGGUUGAACAGCAGACCCAGUGAUGGGGAAAAUAUGAAUAAAUAGAGGAAAAUGUCUGCAGUUGGUCAACAGUUUGCCAGGAGCAGCCAACCAGCUUUCAGCUCAACAGUGAAACUCAUUCACAAGUAACAUUAGUCAUCUAACUUUUUUCAAGGGGCUAUAUAGGAGUUUUGCCAGCAGAUUCCAGAUCAAAUUGACUUCAGCAUCUCACAGCUACUUCAAGAAGGUCACUUCUACAAAACUUGGACUUGUCUCAUUUUAAAACUUUUGAAUAAAUUAUGGCUGUUUUGGCUUCGCCAAGGAUUUAUGUGUGCUUUAUCAUUGUGCUCUUGGGGCUAGUAAAUAUCUCCAUGGUUUCAGCAAGUUGUGCAUCUUGCCCCAUCACGCAUCCACAACAAAAGUUCUGCCAAUCAACAUUUGUAUUCAAGGUGAGAACGAUAUCAAUGCAGUAUGUCAACAGUAAUAAGGAACCUGUACUCUAUGCAUCACAAGCCUAUGAUGUCCAGUAUAAAGUCAAGGUUGAGAAUGUUUUUAAAGGAGAAGACCAGACAGGAAAAGAAGGUCAAACUGUCUUCAUCUACUCACCUAAGAAUGUUUGUAACAUUGACAAACUAGAGAUGGGCAUCAGAUACCUAAUUAGUGGGAAUAUGAAAGGAGACAAGAUGGAGGUGACAACCUGUGGUAUUGUUGAGAAGUGGACCAACCUUUCCCCAUCACAGAGGAGAGGAGUGAGAGGUUUCUACCAGUCACAAUGUUCAGGAUGCAAGGUAUAUGGAACAUCAAUUCAGCGUCUCUUCGGCAAGGAUGCAAUGGAUCCAAUGAGCUCUGGUCUUUGGAGUCGCGAGCGUUGCUUCUUCAACCCUAUUGCUUCUCUGACUCAUGGCAGUGAAGACUGUGAGACCAAGUAUGCCUACUGCAUGCGUCAAGAGAAUGGGGUAUGCACCUGGGAAGGAGGUAAUGCAUAUGAUAAAUGCUUCCAAGAAAGAGAGUACAACUGGCAACUGAUGAAGUUUGGUCAGAUUGGACUUGCUGCCUGGACCUGUCCUGAGCAGUGCAAGAACCUUAAACCCAGGAAACUCAGAUUUAAGUGCAAGAAAGCCACAAGGAAGAUGCCUCCCUGCAACUCUGGGGAUACUGUCAGAGAGUUUACUCCUAAUGCCAUCCGCACAGUAGUUCCUGAAGAGCGCAUUACUGUCCAACCCAAUUCACUACAAGAAAAUCCAAUGACUGUUAAUCCCAAUGUGAUCCAAGAAGUUCCUGCAUCAAGAUCUUCAAUAGUUUCAGGUGUUCUUUCAGCUAUGCUUUAUGAAGAUUAGACAGGUGUCAUUUUUCUGGACUGAAUCACAUAUAAAACUUUGCCAUGGAUUAGUUUUGUCUAAUCUCAUUCUGAAAAUGGUUUUGGAAUGCACAAUCAAGAUCAAAUGGACUACCAAAAGCAGCAUUACUGAAUGUUUGUAUGAUAAUCUGUCAUUCAAUGUCAUAACUUUCUAGAUAUUUGCAUUUUUUUUAAUGUUGUGUUUUAUAUAUUUACAUGUGUGUAAGGGAUAUUUUUGUCUCUUUUUUUUUAAAUACAAAAUUGCCCUUCUAUGUACAGAAACAAGCAUGGAUCUUUUGCACAAAAAAAAACACAAAAUGGAUUCCAGUGGUUUGUGAAAUUAUAGAAUGACAUGUGGGUUUGUCUACCAUGCAUUAAAAAGAGAGAUUAACUGAAACUAAAUGAUGAUAAAUAUUUGUACAGAAUCAAAUCCUUGCAAAAAAAAAAUGAAUGUAAUGUAUUUAUAUGUUCUCUCCUUUUACUCUUAAAAAUAUAUACAAUUUAACUUUAAAGAUGCUGAUAUAGGAAAACUGAUGAGUAUUUUCAUCCAAUACAUUGAUUUUCAAUUAUCUGCUAUGUAAACUAUUGAUCAGUAUUAAUGGAAAGUAUAUUCAUAACACAAUUACUACUGUCUAUAUACAUAACAAAUAAUACAAUUCCUUUAUGUAGCACAUCAUACUCAAGAGGUAGAUAGAAAGAAACUCACGAAUACAUACAAGACAAAAUAUUGAACAUCAUAUCGUUGUGCCGGUGCAAGAACACCCUUAACACCACACUUUCACACAUAAGUGCAUUGCAUAAGGGCGUUUCUGUACCAACACAACAAUAUAUACUUGUAUUACCAUAUUAUUUGAAUGUUCAACACUACAAAAGAUGAAGGACGGAAUAAUUUUUAAAUUAAAGAUUAGAUGGACGGAAAUUGUAUACAGCACUAAUGCUAUAACAUUUAAUAUUUCACUUAAUAAUUACCUUGCAAAAGCAACAUGAUGUCAAUUAAUCAGUUAUAUUUGUAAAGUAUGUCAUAGUGAAGCAAUGUUAUAGAGGCAAUAUUCAGUAUCGAUACUUUGUCUUUCAUUCUAAUUUACAACAUAUGUUGUUUCCAACUGGAUUCAGAUGUAGAUAUUGGUUAUUCUUAAUCAAAUGAAUAUUCAACAUAAUUAUUUCAAAUGUUUCUUUCAUUGUAUUCUAUUUAUGUAAUCAUUAAGACUUCACCAUCUGGCAGCUGGAUGUAAUAUGUUGAUUUCAUUUAUGAAACCUUCAUUGAAUUAGGUGAUUAAACUUAAAUUUUUGUUUUGAAAUGAAAUC